CUUAAUGGUUCAAACCUCUUACUGAUUCAGCACUUAAUGUUCAGACCUCUAACUCGUUCAAACACUUUUCUAUUCCAAAGAGCCCCUCACAUUCAAAGCUAAGAUUCUUCCCUUGUAGAACACCUCUUGAUCAAUUAAUAUACUGUAUUUUUCUUCCUUUAACUACUCAAAUUUUAAUAUUCCACAUUCAAAGCUAAGAUUUUUUUUUUUUUUAAAUUUGACAGGAAGCAGUUCACACAUCCGAGAGAGAAGCCAUCGUCUUCAACAGCUCAAACGCAGUCUCCGUCACCGGCCAGUUUCAUUUCCAGCAUGGAUUUCUCCGGAGAUGGCACUGAAGAUCCCGAGCUCGAAACGACACAUUUUCCCCCCUCAGGAGAAUUCAAAGACGGAUCAGUUGCUUUAAGUUUCAGCUUCUGGCAAUAGUCGGUUUUCCUUGCCGGAUGCUUCUUCGCCUCAUAAGGCAUUGCAUAGAACUGGCUUUUCCGGCGGCCCCAUUCUCCAAAGUGGAGAAUCUGUUUGCCAGCAUGCCUAGAGGGGUAAGGUAUACAACUCAACAGGGUUAUGAAUGGCUUCUAGGCGAACAUCCCAAACCAAUAUGGACAGACUGGGUUUGGAACAGGGAAACACUGCCAAAGUGCCAGUUUAUAAUGUGGCUAAUUAUGCGUGGGCGUAUACAAACAAAAGUUAGACUGGCGAGAGUUAUGGAGUUGGACACAACAUACCUAGCUACAUCAUUGUCUCAUGCCACCUAUGGGGCAUAUGCCCUCGGCCUAACCGAGGGCACCUCCCGAGUAGAGAUCCUGAGCAGGCUCAUUGGGCUCAAAUCUUCUCGGAGCAUCCUUCUCUUUUUGGGCCUCCUUGAGAUGGGCCAAGCCAAGCAGUUCCCCGAGAACUAUAGUGGAUAGAUACAAGGUGAACCCGUUGGCAUUAGAGUCACACAUCAAAAGCUAGCUAUUAAGGCAUGAGAACCCUAGGCUAUAUAAAUUCAUCACUAACUCUCCUGUUUGACCGGUGUGGGACAUUGAAUCAGUCCGUAACACAAGGCUAAUACAAUCCUAAGGUUUGG
Messenger RNA from Cuscuta campestris, 1066 nucleotides. The record is from the annotation of a GenBank genome assembly. NCBI's taxonomy places the organism in Eukaryota, Viridiplantae, Streptophyta, Magnoliopsida, Solanales, Convolvulaceae.